This is a messenger RNA of Mercenaria mercenaria, 6830 nucleotides long. Its product is annotated as leucine-rich repeat-containing protein 15-like. The record is from RefSeq and is a predicted model, not a curated record. Lineage: Eukaryota; Metazoa; Mollusca; Bivalvia; Venerida; Veneridae. Bases 186 to 2027 code for a protein of 613 amino acids. The transcript is spliced from 2 exons. Gene Ontology annotation, molecular function: protein binding.
AAAGACGAUAUAUAACCUUGUAACACAUAGUCAGAGUGUAUUAAGUAACACUUUUAUUAUUCACAAUUUUUGGCAAGGGCUUAUGCAGAAAUAAAUUGCGUAUUUUAUAAUAAUCAGUCCGAUCUUUUAUCAGAACAGACAUACAGGGAUUGUGUUAGUGAUUUAAACAACAGGAUCUGGUACUCAUGCAUACAACCAUGCCUCCAAUAUUCGUCUUAUCCCCUCUCAUUUUGCUGGUUAUACUGUGCGGUGCCACGGCGGAUGACGUCUGUGACAGGAAAGAACAAAGAAUGACUUGCCAAUACAACAUUCCGAAGACAGUUCCUCCUGGGGUUACAGAGGUCUACGUUGAAAAUCACAAAGAUGUUAACCUUAAUAGAAACAGCUUCGGUGAUCAAACUUGGAGAAACAUUCUUAAUCUUCAGAUAUACCAGAAUGAGGCGAAAACGUACUCUAUAAAUGUUUAUGAUAAUGCCUUUCGUGGAUUAGAUAAUUUGAACAUACUUGGAAUACACUCAAGCGGAUUUGGAGCGUUUAAUGUAUUUGGAAGGAAUGCAUUUCGCGGACUUGAAAACAUUACUGAAUUUGACUUUUCAGGAUGUGUCAAUGUUUACAGUGAAGUCAUUAGGUCAUCAAUUAUGCAAGAUGGAAAGUUUACAAAACUCCGUACCUUGAAUUUAAACGAUGUAAGUAACAAUUUAAGAAUUGACCGCAGGUUUAUUGAAUUAUCUCAGCCGUUCGCUGAUAUGCUUGUUAAUAAGCGAAUUGAAAAGCUCCACCUUAGUAAAACUAACAUUGCUCUGUACUCAUUGAUGCAGAAUAAAUCCUCCAAUAUUUUAUAUUUAGAUAUAUCCGGGGCUACAUUUAGUGUGCGGGCGACAUCAGACAUUUCACUGCCUAUAUUGAUUUUCUUUAAGAAUGUAGUUUCACUUAAUGUCACACAGUUAUUUCCACAGGCAUGGAGAGGACAACAUUUAAAAUUGUCUAAUUUUGAUUCAUCUAAAUGCCGGGAUGUCCCUGAUUUGUUUCUAUUGAAUCUUUUCUAUACUGAAGAAUUCUACGCAAAUGAAGUACUUUCAGAUGUAACGGACGGUUGUGAAAUAGUUAAUUCAACGUUUAACUUGACAUGUAGAAUGAAUUUGAGGGUAUUACAUUUGCGAGGUAAUAAUAUACGUCGUAUACAAGCCACUAUUCAUUGGCCGGAUCAAAACUUACUGUAUUACAUUGAUCUUUCGGACAAUAAAAUGCGCUAUUUGUCACCAAAUACUACUAGAGGACUUACAAAUCUUAAAACUCUAUUACUAGGUGGAAACCAAUUAUCUGAAAUGUCCUCUUAUCUGGAAUUAAUUGAUCUGUUUGCAAACUGUUACAAUCUAGAAAAACUUGUGUUGGAUAGAAAUGGAUUUUCAUAUCUACCCGAGUCAACAUUCCUUAACAACAAAUUACUCACUUACCUCAGCCUUAAAGGAAACAUUCUGAGACAAGUUACGUUUGAGACAAAUCAUCUGGAGAGGCUACAAUUUCUAGAUUUAUCGGAUAAUUUGAUUCAUAUGUUGGACGAAUUGUCAAUGAAGCGUCUAAACAAUUUGAUGUUUUCCCAAGCAAACUUCAGGUUUCGCCUUGAAGGAAAGCCAGUCGAAUGUUCAUGCGAAGGUGCAUCUUUCAUUAAAUGGAUACGUAAACAUUCCACAUAUAUGUCAGAUCGUGGUACAAUUCUUAAUUGCACAUUUGAAGGUAGGGUAGUUGACAUCGAUGACAAAACUGUUGCAAAGACACAUUUUAUGUGUGUUAGAACAUUGGUGUACGUAUCUAUCGCCUUUACAGGAGUUCUUGUAAUAGGUAUAAGUACAUUUCUGUUUAUAACCGUCUCUAGGUUCCUCAAAAGACGAAGAACGAGUGACCAGGUUCAGAAAUUUCUCAGAAAUUAUCGAGGAAACCAGGUGAAAGAAACAUUUCUGUGCCUACUGUCUUAUUCAAACACGGACAGUGAUGUUGCCAUCAAACAAAUCUAUAAAAAAAUUGAAUGACACAUUUAAGGACAUUACAGGCGUCGAAUCUGACACAGUUUGCAUUGAUGAGCGACAUUUUCGUGCUGGAGCAGAAAUCGUGGCGGAAAUAAUGAGAUGCUUAUCAGAAUCUUGUGUAAUUGUGUUUGUUGUUUCCCGAUCGUUUUGUCAAAGCAACCGGUGUUGCUUAAAGAUAAAAGAAGCAUACGAACAACAGAAACCGAUCGUGUUAAUUUGCUGUGAAGAGGUGGAUGAAAACGAAAUGCCUGCUCAUUUUAAACAAAUGUUUCAACGUUACACUCGUGCUAAACUCGUGAAACAAGACGAAGAUGUCAGUGUUCAGCCCGGGGGCUGGGAAGGGCUGUGGAAUCAAUUAUACUACUUGCAAGUCGGCAAUAGGCAGAAAACAAAACACAACAGACAUAACGGAAGACUAAUGUAAUUUUGAGAUUGUUAAAAGAUGGAUAAAACUAGGCAGUUUUCAGAUUUUAAGAAGUCAAAUAAUAAUUCAUAAAAAUAUCCGUCUGUGAAGUUGAAUAAAGACAGAUAAAAUAAAAAGUAAUAAUUAGUUGUUGAAAUUUGAAUAAAGACAGACAAACUGAGAAGUAAUUAUGCGGUUUUGAGGUGUUGAAUAAAGUCAGAUAGAAUAAGAAGAAAAGAUUUUAGAAGUUGAAUAAAGACGAAUAAAAUGCGGUUUUGAGGAGUAAAUAAAGUCAAAUAGAAUAAGAAGAAGAUAUGAGGUUUUGACAAGUUGAAUAAGGAGAAAUAAAAUUGGAAGUAAUUAUGAGAUUAUCAAAAUUAUUUUUAACACCGACAAAUCAUGUUAAAUGUGUACGCCUACAUUUGUUUAAGGCUGCAGCGAUCUGAAUUUUGAGACAACAAACGCUGUAGAAAUGUAAAAAGUUUGAUUUUCUGGAAUCAUUGUUGAAAACGUACUCCUACAUUUUGAUAUGACUGCAGCAACAACAAACGAUGUUGAAUUGUACAUAGUUUGAUUUUGUGUACGCCUUCAUUUGGUUAAAACUGCAGCGAUCCUGAAUUUUUGACAGACUAGCGAUAUUGGAAUGAACCAUCUCAGCCCCUAAGCGUCUUGUACAUAACUUUAAUCGAAGCUUAGGGAGCUCUAAAAUAGACAGUAUAAACAUUUAUCUUAUGUUACUUUGCAUCAGUAAACAUAUGGUCAUUAGUGUGCAUGUUAUAUUCAAUUUAAUUGAGCUUCCAGCGGCGUCUAUGACUCAUAUUGUACAAUAUAUAAUAUAUGGACUCAGCAUGGCUAUUUAUAUCAUAUUUUCUGUCAUAUGAGUCUUUAUCAAAACAUUUGCAUCCACACCUUUGAUCCGUCUCGUAUGUGUGUUUCAUUGUUUUAAAUUGCACUUUUUGUAAUGCCAUUCCAACGUAUUGAACAUCUAUGAUAAUAUUCCUAUAAAUGUUAAGACUGACAUGAAAUACAGCUUGUAUUUUGCAAAUGAAAAUAAAACCCUGUAUUCAACUCCAAUUUUAAACCGAUAUCUAGAUAACCGAUGGUAGGACUAAAUGCUUUUAGUGACGUCACAUAUUACGCCAGAAAUGACGUAAUAAUGGUGUCCUAGACUUCCAUGUUAAAUAAGUACAUAUUUUAAACAAGCGUUUAGACUCAUUUGUCUAACAUUAUAGUUAGCUUUGACUCAUGUUUCAUUUGACAGUCUAGAUAUUUAAAGUAGAAUCUAUAAAGUCACUAAACUAUCACUUUGAUCUGUAAUAAUGCAAUGGAGUCGAAUUAAUUUUGUCAGGCCUGAAGCUCUUGUGGAUAUAACAUUGCAGAUAAAGGUACUGCUAUAACAAACCUAUUUUUCAUUAUAUUUAUGUACUCACCUUUGAUUCGAGACUCAUCUGGUGCUGAUGUUUCAUUAUUGACUAAUGCUUAUUCUGAGUUAAUUGCAUAAUUUUACAAAGAACAUUGUGUUUAUUUUUGCCUUGAAUAUAUAUUUUUUUUAAUUAUUUUCGUGUCAGAAGAUAUUAUUUAACGGAUUAUCAUUCUAAAGUCUAAAACAUUCUUUUAUUAUUGUUCAAGCGUUACACUUUACACUUUGUACACUUUAAAAACCUUGAUCUGGGAACAUACAUCAAUGUCUCUUAAUGAUUGACUAUCGCUUUUGUUUAUGGUAACAAUGUUUUCAAAGCUAUAACAAUAAAAGACGGACCUAAUUAGAGAUCAAAAGGAAAUUUUUUUCCCGGCAGAUUUGACUUCUUACUUCAUAUAACGUUAGGAAAAAACAGGGUAUUUUUUGCUAUUUGCUAAAGAUUCGGGUUUCCUGAUGAAAAAGUAAGAUCACUAUCUGAUUGAAACUCGAUAUGCGUACGUUUGAUUGGCAGUAAAUGAAAGGGAGUAUGACGUAAAUCUUUUCUGAUGGUACUUAGAUAUUCAGGGGGUAUAAACGUUAUAAUCUCGAUUUAGAUUUCUAAUAGAAAGUAUUAAAGCCAACGAAAGAAAUCUUAAUUAAAAGUGGGUGUUUUUAUUGUAGCACACUGUAUAAACAAUAUUUAGGCAUAAAGAUACUAAAUACGAAAAUAAUGGUAGUCGCACAAUGGUGAAUACGGAUAGUCCUCAGUUUGUUUUGUUCUGUAGAUCUAUUUUCUUUAUUUUCGUUGCAAUAUGUGUGCUAACAUGACAGAUCUAUGCUUGACGUACAUAUUGGUAGCAAUUUCAUGAUAUAGCAACAUUACAGAAUGUUUCAUGGAUACUUAGAUCAUACACCACCGCUUAUUUUUCAGCUUAUUGUGUUUGACUGAAAAUGUCUUUCAUGCAUCAAACAUGACCCCCACUUUUCUUUAGAUUUUUGUAUUCAGCACUGACAAUAUUCUUAAAGAAAAUAUAAGUUACAGGCAUUUAGAAUGGGUCAUGGUGUGUGCUGCGGCUAUUGGAAAUAUGUCAAUUUUGUAUAGAAUAAAGAAGCUAUUUAGUGUGUUGUAACCUCAAGGUACUGCUGAGUCACUACAUCAGCUACGUUUCAUUCCACAAUCCGGGUUUUAAGGAAGUGUCAAGUUCUUUAAACGACAUUUUUUUUCCGUGUUAAUAAAAUUACCUUGUUCGAAUUUCUUAUCAGGAAGAGAAAAUAUUACCUAUUUUUUUGUGAACCCUGUUUAUUGAUAUAACCUUUAAAUAACUUGUUCUAAAUGUGUUAGUUGUUAUGCUAAACUGAGGCCUUGCCAAUGUCUCUUGAGGUACAGUUUUAAUGAAGAAAAAUUAUAAAUAAGAAACAUGUUAUCGUUUGAGCUAUCGUGCGGGAUUUAUACGAUAUUUCACGCUGUUUGCGUGUAUGGUUGAACUACCACUGAAAACUGGGAAUGUUUUUGAACAAUGGACUGAUAUUAAAUGGCAUUUUAAUUAUCUAAAAGCCUUGUCAUUGAGAAAAUUAAAUUAAUUGAAAUAUAGUCAUAAACAAUUACCAAAGGGCAACGAUUUUAGAUCACGGAACUUUGAGAUCAUGAAGUAGAUAUAUUUCCACUAAAAUUGAAUUCUACAUAAGCCGGAGGUUUGGGCAAAAAUCUAUUAUUUGCUGCAUUCUAUGCUUCACAUAUUUUUAUAGAUUUUAUUCUUUGUAAUCAAAGACCGCAAUCACGUAAACACAAGCAAUCUAAGUUUGGAAGUUUGGCAAAGUCGGGUCAUGUGUGCAACACAUCGCACGCACCCCACCACAGGAUAAAACGGAACUCUGUUAAAAGGUUGGAUUAGCUAGUAGGCAAGAGAGUCAAACGCUUAAAAAAAACAAUGAUAUUUAGGCAUACAUUUAGCUAGUUCAGACAUCAGCUUAUUUUGCAGAAUAAAAAAUGGAGGCAAAUGAAGUUAGAACUUUUUUGCGAUCUAAAAUAGCUUCAAUUUAGUAACAGAGUGAUGGUUUACAAAUCUAUGCAUAACAUGGUGCCUAUCUACAUGACUGAAAUGUGUCUCAAAUAAUAUAUUGCAUAAUCGACGAUUGACAGCCCACAAGGAUCUUGUUUUUCGUAUAACACCCCGUACAAAUUAUCUUAAAGAUUCGUUCUCGUACUUCAGCGUUUAUAUUUGGAAUUAAAUACAUGAUGGAAUUGAAGACAAUUACAAACAUUCAAAAAUAAUUUCAAAUAUGAUUUGUUCAUGUUACAGUCCAGUGCUUCCAAUAAGGUCUUUUACAUAUUAUCAUGCCGAUAUUUUUUGCUGCUGUUUGUUUAUAAUUUUUGAUUUUUAUAUAAUUAUAGGAAUGUCUGUCGUAUGGAUAAAUGUGAAUUUUUAUUUAAUACAUGAUACACUUAUAUGUCAUUUGUGAAAUGGUAAUGUUUGUAAACAUGUUGUGUAUAGUUGUUGUUGUGAACUGAAGGCAUUGCUUAAAAUAAGUGUACGUUUCAUUUUCAUGUUAUAAACAAUUUGUAUGUUACCUUCACUAAAUAAAAAAAAAUAUCAUUAUAUUGUUAUUAAUAUAUUAGGGGCUCACUUGACUGGGAUAACUUUAUUACACUUUCUUGUGACUUUGGAAUAUGAAGUGUGAACGAGUGUGGUUAGGUCAACAUAAACCGGUUUAAGCUCACCAACAGUGUGAGCCGCUGACCGUUUAAAGGCGGUGCCCCACUGUGUUCCUUUAUGUGUUCAUUUUGUUCGUGCGUGUUUGUUUUGUUCGUGCGUGUUUGUUUUGUGUGAGUGAGUGUGUUGGUCGUGUGCACGUCCGUUUUGGGGAGGGUUCGGUUUUGGAACUUGGCUUUCCCUGUUUGAUAUUUAUUUAUUUUAUUUAGGAAUUAUUGUAUUGUAAUGUUUGAUUGUUUUACAAGUAAUAAUAAACUGUCAAUACCUAUAUGUUUAUAUAAAUCUGGUAUCAU